ACUCCAACGGCCCAUUAGCGAAUUACCAAAAUAUCUCAUAACAGUUAUCCAUACCCCAAAAAUCACACAGUAGAGGAGCGAGAGAGAGAACAGAAAGCAAAUCGAGAAUGGAGAAGGAGAGAGAGCAGCAGGUUUACUCGGCAAGACUUGCAGAGCAAGCUGAGAGAUACGAUGAGAUGGUAGAAGCAAUGAACAAAGUUGCAAGGUUGGAUGUGGAGUUGACAGUGGAGGAGAGGAAUCUGGUGUCUGUGGGUUACAAGAAUGUCAUUGGCGCAAGAAGAGCAUCAUGGAGAAUACUAUCUUCCAUUGAACAGAAAGAGGAGGCUAAGGGGAAUGAACAGAAUGUGAAGAGGAUAAAGCAGUACAGGCAGAGGGUUGAAGAUGAACUUGCUAAGAUCUGCAAUGAUAUAUUAUCAGUCAUUGAUCAGCAUCUCAUCCCAUCCUCCUCAACUGGGGAAUCAACUGUCUUUUACUAUAAAAUGAAGGGAGACUAUUAUCGUUAUUUAGCUGAAUUUAGAAGUGCUGAUGAACGUAAAGAAGCUGCAGACCAGUCCCUUAAGGCUUAUGAGGCAGCAACCUCUACUGCUAUCUCAGAUCUGCCUCCAACUCAUCCAAUUAGACUUGGCCUGGCACUUAACUUUUCGGUUUUCUACUAUGAGAUUUUGAACUCCCCUGAAAGGGCCUGCCACCUGGCUAAACAAGCAUUUGACGAUGCUAUAGCAGAACUUGAUAGUCUCAAUGAGGAAUCUUACAAGGACAGUACCCUUAUCAUGCAACUACUCAGGGACAAUCUCACUUUAUGGACCUCAGAUCUGUCAGAGGAAGGAGGUGAGCACUCUACAGCUGUUGAACCCAGGGCAGAGAAUUAGUCAGGAUACUGGAGAUCAAGUCUUUUAAAAUGCCAGAAUGACUUUUUCAGUGGUAGCACAGGGAAUGGUGGACCGUUGGCUUGUAUCUAUAGUUGAACAGAUGUUUUAAGACUGUUGUGCCUUCUUUUCUCUUAGAACACUGGCAACUGGAAUGAUUGUGGUUUGCUUUUUUAAAUUCACAGCUUUUAACAAAUUUACACAUUCUGUUUGUAGCACCUGGCAUAUUUUCCGUCCUGAUUUGUAGA
This is a messenger RNA of Populus euphratica (Euphrates poplar), 1114 nucleotides long. Its product is annotated as 14-3-3 protein 7. The record is from RefSeq and is a predicted model, not a curated record. Bases 108 to 869 code for a protein of 253 amino acids. The transcript has 7 exons. Lineage: Eukaryota; Viridiplantae; Streptophyta; Magnoliopsida; Malpighiales; Salicaceae.